Messenger RNA from Mustela lutreola (European mink), 6056 nucleotides. RefSeq names its product regulator of G protein signaling 9 (gene RGS9). NCBI's taxonomy places the organism in Eukaryota, Metazoa, Chordata, Mammalia, Carnivora, Mustelidae. Bases 168 to 2204 code for a protein of 678 amino acids. The record is from RefSeq and is a predicted model, not a curated record. Gene Ontology annotation, biological process: intracellular signal transduction; regulation of G protein-coupled receptor signaling pathway; G protein-coupled receptor signaling pathway. The transcript has 19 exons.
CAGAGUAAAGGGGCGCCGCCGGCAGCAGCCGCCCCCGCCCCGCGCUCCCGGCCGCCCUCCUCCCCCCGGACGCCAGGGCGUGUGCGGGGCACGCGGGCGCCUUGGCCGGGGGCUUCCUCUCCUGCGCUCCGCUCGGCUUCUGGUGGUGCCUUCAUCCAGGGUCCAGGAUGACGAUCCGACACCAAGGCCAACAGUACAGGCCGAGGAUGGCAUUUCUGCAGAAGAUCGAAGCCCUGGUGAAGGACAUGCAGAACCCGGAGACGGGGGUCAGGAUGCAGAACCAGAAGGUUCUGGUCACCAGUGUCCCUCACGCCAUGACAGGAAGUGACGUUCUCCAAUGGAUAGCCCAGCGGCUUUGGAUCUCCAAUCUGGAGGCACAGAACUUGGGCAACUUUAUUGUCAAGUAUGGCUACAUUUACCCCCUGCAAGAUCCCAGGAAUCUCGUUCUCAAGCCUGACAACAGCCUCUACCGAUUUCAGACGCCGUAUUUCUGGCCCACCCAGCAGUGGCCGGCUGAAGAUACAGACUAUGCCAUCUAUCUGGCCAAGCGAAAUAUAAAGAAGAAAGGGAUUUUAGAAGAAUAUGAAAAGGAAAAUUACAAUUUCUUGAACAAAAAAAUUAACUACAAAUGGGACUUUGUCAUUAUGCAGGCCAAAGAGCAGUACAGGACCGGAAAGGAAAGGACUAAGGCAGACAGGUAUGCGUUGGAUUGCCAGGAGAAGGCGUAUUGGCUGGUCCACCGAUGCCCUCCGGGAAUGAACAACGUGCUGGACUAUGGCCUGGACCGAGUGACCAAUCCGAAUGAGGUUCAGGUAAACCAGAAACAAACAAUCACUGCUGUCAGGAAAGAGAUCAUGUAUUACCAACAGGCCUUAAUGAGGUCCACCGUGAAGUCUUCAGUGUCCCUUGGAGGGAUCGUCAAAUACAGUGAGCAGUUUCUGUCCAAUGACGCCAUCAUGUCAGGCUGCCUCCCCAGCAAUCCUUGGAUAACAGAUGACACCCAGUUCUGGGACUUAAAUGCCAAAUUGGUGGAAAUCCCAACCAAGAUGCGAGUGGAAAGAUGGGCUUUCAACUUCAGUGAGCUGAUCCGAGACCCCAAGGGCCGGCAGAGCUUCCAGUACUUUCUCAAGAAAGAAUUCAGUGGGGAGAAUCUGGGAUUCUGGGAAGCCUGUGAAGAUCUGAAGUACGGAGAUCAGUCCAAGGUCAAGGAGAAAGCAGAGGAGAUUUACAAGCUCUUCUUGGCCCCAGGGGCGAGACGGUGGAUAAACAUAGAUGGCAAAACCAUGGACAUCACCGUCAAGGGGCUGAGACAUCCUCACCGCUAUGUGUUAGAUGCGGCGCAGACUCACAUCUACAUGCUCAUGAAGAAGGAUUCUUACGCCCGCUAUUUAAAAUCUCCAAUCUAUAAGGAAAUGCUGGCCAAAGCUAUUGAACCACAGGGAACCACCAAGAGAAGCUCCGGCCUCCCUUUCAUGCGGCGCCACCUGCGCUCCAGCCCGAGCCCCGUGAUCCUGAGGCAGCUGGAAGAAGAAGCCAAGGCUCGAGAAGCGGCCAACACGGUGGACAUCACCCAGCCGGGCCCGCACACUGCUCCCAGCCCUCACCUGGCCGUGUACACCGGGACCUGCGUGCCCCCCUCUCCUUCCAGUCCCUUCUCCCCGUGCUGCCGCUCCCCCAGGAGGCCCUUCCCCUCACCCAGCCGCUUCAUCAGGAGGCCCAGCAGCGCCAUCUGCCCCUCACCCAUUAGGGUGGCCUUGGAGAGCUCUGAGCAGAAGGGCGAGGCCAGCGGAUCCAGUGCCUGCCCGGGGCCCUCCGACACGGACAUGAGGGAGGCCUGCGCCGCCGAGAACCCCUGGCCCCGGCCCCAGCCCAAGGCCCCGCCCAAGGCCCGCGUGGCUCUGUCCUUCAGCAGGUUUCUGAGACGGGGCUGUCUAGCCUCCCCCGUCUUUGCCAGGCUCUCUCCCAAGUGCCCCCCUGUGUCCCACGGGAAGGUGCAGCCCCUGGGGGAUGUGGGCCAGCAGCUGCCACGGCUGAAAUCCAGGAGAGUAGCAAACUUUUUCCAGAUCAAAGUGGACGUGCCUGCGCGGAGCGGAGCCUGCCUGAUGGACCCGGAGGACGGCGGGACAGGAGACUCGGGUGACCAGGCCAUAGAGAAGGAGGUCAUCUGCCCCUGGGAGAGCCUGGCCCAGGGGAAAGCCAGCUGAGCCAGGGGUCCCGGACCAAGAAGACGCUCCCGGCAGACCCCGCCAGAUGGGACCAUGGGCACGCUUGCCCUCGAACCGAAGUGCAUUGCGAUCACAUUUGGGGGCCGGAGAGACAAGAUGGGUGGGGUUACGGGGACGUGUGCACUGGCUGGGGUCCCGAUGGCCAAUUCCUACCCUUCUUCCUGACCUUCCCUCCCUUGGGCAGAAGAAAGGACUUUACUUGCUGCCUUAAAACCGAUAAAAGGUUAACUUGUAAGGGUCUCUUGGAUGGGAGUGUUAGUGUGUGUCUGGUUUUAUUAGUUGGUUAGGAGCUACUACUUAUGAGUUAAUGUGUUAAACUCAUUUCUGCUUUGGUUUUAGGGACAAAGGGACAUUCACUGUCAAGAACUCCUUCCCUGUCUGCAUGGGUUUGCGCUUGACACUCUUAUAUCAGCAGAGUUCCCUAGAGUGGGACACCAUUCAGGAAAGGGGGUGCUGGGGAAAGGCAUCUUUCUAGAAUGCCUGAUGUGUUGUUUCAGAUCCACCAAGAAGUAGAGACGAGAUGGGAUGAGAUGGGGAUGGACUAGGGGAAACACCUGUGACGCAUGAGGAACGGAAGCCGCAGAAGGGGGUGAGGACCUUCAGAGCAUGUGCGGGGCUGGCCUCUGGGGGAGCAGGCAGGGCAAUGCAGCUCCCAGAAAGUCUUAGCCACGCUGUUGGGGUGUCCCUGAGGCAAAGUCACCAUGGGAGGUGUCCUCUGUCUGGCAGGAAUGGUUCUGCCUUAAGACUUCCACAUGCAAGGUCGCUGGCUGGUGACACCCUGGGGGAAGCCUGGCCCUGGCAAGGACACACGGGUGGCCGUCUGUCCAUAUGCUCCCUGCAGCAGGAGAUCUGAGCACGCAUGUUCCUAUCCGAUGCAUGCAAUCUGGUAGGCACCCUGGAGGUGGUGCCCCACCCUUUUCUCCCGGUUGUUUACUCAACAAGUAUUAAUUGAGUCCCUCCACGGUGCCAGGCACCAUGCUAGGUCCUGGGCAUGCAGCUGUGGGUAAGACUCCUUGCCUCCUGGAAUUCGUCUAGAGCGGUGGUUCCCAACCAGGGACAGCGUUGCCUCUAGCGGACACUGAGGAGGGUCUCGAGACGUUUUGGGGUGCAAGGAAUGCUACUGGCAUCCAGGGGUAGAGGGCAGGAAUGCAGCUGAGAUUUCACAGAGCACCGGUGAGUGUCCUAUCCCGUCACCAGAGAAGGUGAUCUUGCCCAGCACAUGAAGUGGCCUUGCUGAGAGCUCCUAGAACAGAGGUUACAGGUUACGUCCGGUGCUGCUGGCCCCGUGCUUCUUGUCUCUGGUUUCUGCUCAAAGCCCUGAUAUGUUACCUGAAGGGGUCCUGCUGGAUUCUGAGUGGAUUAAACAGUGGGUUGAGGUUAAGGGCUACACGAUAAAACAAAACAAAACAAAACAAAACAAAAUCAAAACCAGAAAACCUUUCUUAAAAGUUGCACGGAAAGUUGUCACAGGAAAAAAAAUUCAAGUGUAUUGCCAAACAGCUGGUUGUGCCCCUCCCCUUAGUCCUUGGCUUCAUCAGAUUUCGAUCAGUAGACGAGAGCUCCUCACUUACUUUGAAUGUUGGACACUUACCUUAUUGAGCCCAUGCGCCCUGGGGCUACUGAGUCACCCGUCCUGAUACGGAGCCUGAAUGGUGACGAGGUGCACGGCUCACACCUGGGCUUGCCGACCAUGCCGGGAAACACAGAUGAUUUCGUACGGAGGGAGCAUCUCGUUUUACAUUCUAUGGAAUCCACUCUUGGAGGCUCAAGAGUCACUCAUUCAGGGGUCAGGAAACUUCUUCCAGAGAAUACAGAGACUGGGCUGGAUCUUUCUUGGAAGGCGAGUAGGUUGAUCAUUUGGUGUCUUUAUUUGCAAAGCUGGUCCAACACGAGAUCACAGGCAAAGCAAUCCAGAUCUUUCAUCUACCAGCGGCCGGCAUGCCCAGACUCGUACCCUACAGCUAUGGGGCUCCGCUCCUAAGCCCCCAGGGACCUAAAGAGAAACCAAGCCCACCCGAAUCUUCAGCAUCAAAUACUGAAGGCUACAGCAUUUGCUGGUUGGAUUAGGUGAGGUCCAGACUCAAGGGCAGUAACCGAGAGACCCAGAAGGAAGGAAGGAAGAGAUUCGAACAUGAAGGAGUUUUUGACUCUGUGACAUCAUUGCCCAAAGCGGGGAGGCAGACAAUGGUAAGUGGAUUCCAGGGAAGAGAAGAGAUGUAAGGGCUCCAUCCAUCCCCUAGUCACUGGCACGAUCAUUCUCCACCUUGUCUGGAUGUUAGAAUCUGCUGGAACCUUGAAAGAUCUCGAUGCUUAGGCCACGCCCAGUCCAAUCAAGUCAGGGUCUCUGGAGGUGGAGCCCUGGCAUGGGGAUUUUUGAAGACACUUACCCAGAUGAUUCCCAUGUCCAGACAAGCUCGAGAACCACCAGCCUGGGGUAGUGAUUGAAGCUGGUUCCCCACCCCCACGUCCAUGUUCACGCUCAGAGAGACAGCAGGAAAGGAGAACGUAGAGGGGCCUUGAGUUCACGACCUAGAAGUAGCAGCUGCCAUUUCCACUGGCCAUCCGUUGGUCUGUGCUUGUUCACAUGGCCACACCUAGCCAAAAGGAUGCUGGGAAAUGUAGCCUACAGUUAGGUUAGGCCAAAUCUUUGUUCAAUAUCUACAAAAUGCAGCCCCGCUCUCUUCAUGGCUGGGCGGCUCUGCCUUCAUCCAGAUGAAAACCAAACACCAGGGGAGGGGCCAGAAGUGCAGCCGAUUCUCUCCUGGGGUUCCCUUAUUGCUCAGAGGCAAGCCGGGGAAGUCAGAUCCACGGGUCACCGGCAGAGGCAGGACUACAGGAUACUCGAGUCCUGCCCGGCCCCUUCCCAGCGUGGGACAGCUCCUUGAUUCCUUGACCUGCGAGCUGGGGGCUGCUCACUGGACCACCUCCAUAGGGUUAUUUGAAGUCACACAAAAUGCAAUGAUACCUAUGAAACUUUUUGCCUGUUCAGAACUUUAUAGGGUGCAAGAAGGAACAACUUUAUCCACCAGCUCUCCCCACCCUCCUCUCCCUGUAGACCUACGCUGUUGAGUGAGUUUGGUUUUCCAGCCCUGGAUGAAAGCUCUGGCACGUCCCAUAACUUUCCUGGUCGCUUUUGGUUAAUAAAUCCUCCAAGCACCGUCAGUGACAAUGUAGCUCUGUCCGUGUGCCAUUCAGACGUCAGCGUCAUGAGCGAAACUCAGAACUUCAUCCAAAGGUAAAGCUCCUUCCCUCCUCCAGCUUGAACGGAGCCAGACUGAGGAAGGGAGUGUGCUUCUUCUCUCUUUCCUGUGUCGCUCCUCCGCUUUCCUUCUUCCCCACUCACUCACCAUGUAGCCUGUGGCUCCUGGAGGGGUGGGCUGGUGAGCCAGAAAGUUCUUAGCUGGCGGUCACAAAAGCAUCAUCGUUCAUGACCGUUGCUGGGAUCCCCCUGCGGGGUCUUCCGUAGCUGGGGUUUUCCUGGAUUCUUGGGAUCUUCUGGUCUCAGCCUCCUUGGUCAGAAGGGACCACGAGUCUCCUCCAGCUGGCUGCGUGAGAAAUUCAUCCCACAGUCCACAUCUCAGCUGUGAUCACACCCCUGGAUGCUGGGGCAAGAGUCAAAUGUCUACGCACCAGCUUCCUGCUGUCCAGAUCCUUCAGACUCUAGCAUCCUUGCCUCUGCCCGGCAGCCCUGCCCCAUUUCUCCCCUUUCUGCUGCACGGCUCUACCUGAGCUCAGCUUUUUUCUGGUUCCCUCCCUCUCACUCUGCACAAGUAAGUCCUCUGAGUGACUCGUAAAACUCCUUUCUUAGCUUAAUAGAGAGGCAAGCACCCU